GUGCCAUAUAAAGAAAUGUGUCUGCAGUGUGUUAAAGGAAAGAAAACAGUUGUCCGUUGUCUCCUACGCAUACAAUGCAGCUGUCAAAUGAAAUAACCCACCGACCCUAAAAAUGAAACUUGAGAGCAGUUGUUCAUGGACAGUCUCUCAGACUCUCUUUGUCGCUCACUUCCACAUCCAGUAAAGUUUAUUACUCCCAUGUUGUGUAUAAUAAACCCAAAGGCUUAAACAAGCUAACAGGAUCAUUCAGAUGUUGAAGCUCAUUGUAAAGAUUUUAAAUGCUUUUAAGGACAGGAUAAUGUACAGUCAGCUGAUUAUUAUCUAAAAAUAAAUCAACGUUAGGGGUUUUGUUUUACGGAAGCGAGUGGCUGCCUUAACAUUAUCCUGCUUAUAACAUUACUGCUCACCAAAAUGAAUCAAUGAUCAUAAAAUAUAGAUUGCCCAUGCAAUUGUGUGUGUGUGUGAGAGAGAGAGAGACAGGGCGGAGUAAGUGAUUUUGAGCGAGGCACGUGGGGUCGAUACAGUAGUGAGAGAGUUUGUAUCUGGGGGGUUAUAAUUUGCGCUCACAAGCCGGCUGGUAAAAAUAUACUCCUAAGCACAGAGCGCAUGAACGAUUAAUAGAUCUGUGCAAGAAGGAAGAGCACAUCUGAACAGUGAGAUGGUACAGUGAGUGUUAGGAAGGAGGGAGGAGAAGAGAAAUGUGAGUCUGGUGUGUGGCUUUGCUGUCUGGGGCGGAUCUCUGUAAAGCACUGAAGCGUUCGGCUACAUUCCCACACUGCAGUGCUGUCAUAGCUGGAUAAACUACCAUCUGCUUCUUCUGAUGCUGCAAACACAGGACUGAAGCUCUGAUCUGUUCAAUGGAGACUAGUUGCAUGUUCGGAUUUUCAGUUGGUGUCUGAAAGAAGAGAGGACCACGUUAUGUCGAUUGGUAACAGGAAAUUGGAGUGACACUGGAAUAUCCACUGGGAAAAUCCUAUGGGACAGACACACACAGUUUUAUUCAGGCACAUGUGAUGCUGUUGUAAGGAAUCCGCAGAUUCGUAAGAACUUGGACAUUCUGUGUCAUGUCUUUGUGGAUUUAAUAGCAUUAUCUCAAAGUGUCCAAGUUGGAGUUUUGCCUUAUGACAAGCUGAAUGGAUGCACCCAUUAUGUUCCAAGUAAAGAAGAUAUUUUGCACACUUUUCCUUUAAGGGAAGCUCCAAGGGAUUCUACCUUAAGUUACUGACGGUGGUAUAAUUAAAUAGGUUAUUAUGUUCAUUUCCACUAGGGAGAUUUAGCAAAGGUAGUCACACGGUUUAGUCAGUUUUAGUCGGUUCACAAACUGGCGUGUGGCAGAAUGGAAUCGUGACAUUCACAUGAUGCUUUGUGGCUUGAGGAAAGAGGGUCGCAACAACAGCGAUGAUGGCCCAUACACAAAGGAAAAAAAAGACUCGGCUGCGAGUGACGGCCUAACCAAGAGGUGCAGUCUCGCCGAUGAACAGAGAGGUGUGACGACUGUUGAACUGAUUAAAAAAGAGGGCAGUAGUCUCGGCCUCACCAUCUCCGGAGGCUGUGACAAGGAUGGCAAGCCGAAAGUGUCAAACCUGAGACCCGGAGGUCUCGCAGCCCGGAGUGACCAGCUCAAUGUUGGUGACUACAUCAAAUCAGUCAACGGGAUAAACCUGUCCAAACUGAGACACGAUGAGAUCAUCAGCAUGCUGAAGAACAUCGGCGAGCGUGUGGUGCUGGAGGUUGAGUAUGAGCUUCCUCCGUUCGCUCCCAGUAAUUCAUGCAGUGUGAUCUCCAAGACCAUUGAAGUGUGUGUAGAGAAAGAGGGCAACAGCUUUGGUUUCGUCCUGAGAGGGGGCUUCCAUGAGGACUGGCAUAAGGCUCGACCUCUAGUGGUGACCUACGUCAGGCCCGGAGGACCUGCAGACAGGGAGGGAACCCUGCGCGCCGGCGACCGAGUGUUGAGCGUGAACGGAGUGGCUCUGAACAGACAGAAACAUGCUGACGCUCUGACCCUGAUCAUGCAGAGCGGCCACGAGGCUUUCUUCCUCAUCGAAUACGACAUCGCCGUCAUGGAUUCAGUGCAGAAGUCUUCUGGACCGCUACAGGUGGAGAUAUCUCGCACCACAGGCUCAGUACUGGGACUCAGUCUCACUUCCUCCAUCUACAGGAACAAACAAGUCAUUACAAUCCAGAAGAUCAAACCUGCUAGUAUCGCCGACAGGUGUGGUGCUUUGCAUGUUGGCGAUAUUCUUUUAGCUAUAGAUGGCAUGAGUACAGAGCACUGUUCACUGAUGGAGGCACAACAGCUCCUGUCAAACUCCUCUGAACUCACCAAACUAGAGAUCCUGCCCUCUCAACACACCGUAUCUGUGCACGAUACAGUACGUGUCCAGAAGAGCGGUCACCGUCCAUGGGAUUCGAGCGAGAAGUACAUCACUGCUCCUCCACCCUUUCAGAAGACCCCUUCAGCCUGGAGUCACACCACCCCAACACCAUCACACUGCCGAUCUGUGACGUCUGGAAGCUCCUCAAAUACAUCCGUUCACAGUUAUAACUGCGGGACCCAGUACCCCAACACGUUCCCCAACAACACCCUGCCCUCUUACCCCGCCAGCCCUCGCUGUACGGUCACUAAGAGGAGACCCAGGAGAAGAGACCACAAGAGCUCCUUAUCUCUGGCAUCGAGUACAGUGGGCGCCGGUGGUCAGGUCGUGCAUAUCGAGACCAGUGAGGUGGUUCUGAGAGGAGAUCCUCUUAUCGGCUUUGGGAUUCAGUUACAGGGAGGUGUGUUUGCUACAGAACCGCUGUCAGCGCCCGCCUGUAUCCGAUUUAUAGAGCCCGACACACCUGCUGAGAGGUGUGGAGUGUUACAAGUCGGAGACAGACUUCUUUCAAUUAAUGGAAUUCCGACUGAGGACGGAACACUGGAAGAAGCCAAUCAGCUUCUCCGAGAUGCUGCGCUGACCAAUAAGGUCACGCUGGAGGUGGAGUUUGAAGUUGCAGAGUCAGUUAUCCCCAGCAGUGGCACAUUUCAGGUGAAGAUGCCCAAAAGACGAGGAGUGGAACUGGGUAUUACUAUCAGUGCCAGCAAGAAGCCGGGAAAACCUCUGAUCAUCUCCGAGAUACAGAAAGGCAGUAUUGCACACAGAAUAGGAACGUUGGAGCCAGGUGAUCGUUUAUUGGCUAUUGAUAAUGUUCGACUUGAUAACUGUGGGAUGGAUGAGGCCAUGAUGAUCCUCCAGCAGGCCGAGGGGAUGGUCAAACUGCGCAUUCAGAAAGAUGAAGAUAACCUGGAUGAACUGGAGUCGUCCGGUUCGGUCAUCUUCACCGUAGAGCUCAAGAGACACGGAGGUCCACUCGGAAUCACCAUUUCGGGCACAGAGGAACCCUUCAAUCCCAUUCUGAUCUCCAGCUUGACCCGAAACGGCCUCGCGCACAGGACUGGUGCGCUUCACAUUGGCGAUCGUGUGUUGGCGAUCAAUAACAUGAGUCUGAAGGGAAAACCUCUGAGCGAGGCCAUACAUCUACUGCAGACCGCUGGAGACACCGUCACACUCAAAAUCAAGAAACGCUCUGAUCCUAUGCUAGAGUCGGACAGAGGCAGCCCGUCCAGAUCGGCUUCAUGCGUGAGCGACACGGAGGACGACCAAUCAGAUUCUCUCAGGCGGGGAAAAUACUCUGAACUUCGCCUGACCACACCGACCAGUUUGGAUUCGGCAAUGGACUCGUGGGAUAGCUCUGCUCUGGACCCUGGCUAUGGAAGUCAAGGUGUUUAUAUCCAUAGAGCAAAUGAUUUCGCCCUUCAACCCAAUGACUGGAGACAGACCAAUCCCAGAAGCCCACUGACCUCCAGAAGACACGCCCAUCGAAACGCGGUCUAUGAUGGGAGGUUAGGUGAAGAGGAUUGGACAUACUCUGGAUCUGUCAGUCCCGCACGCUGUUACAACAACAAUACAGACGCUCAGGAGAACUAUUGGUCGCAAGCUCUUCAGGACUUGGAGACCUGUGGCCAGUCCGAAAUCCUCAGAGAGCUUGAGGCCACUAUGAUGUCAGGGAGCACAUUGAGCUUGGGAGAAGACAUUGAAAAGCAAAAUGAAAUCAUGACCAAAGCUCUUGCACCGAGCCCAGAAUGGAUCUCAGAGAACACAGUUGGAUCAGAGUACAUGAGAGACACCAGUCCUUCUCUGCCAUUAGAGCUUCACAAGAUCUGUUUACGGAAAGAUCCUGACAGCAGGGAUUUUGGCUUCAGCGUGUCCGACGGUCUGCUGGAAAAGGGUGUUUACGUGAACAUGAUCCGUCCCGAUGGGCCUGCCGACCAAGCUGGGUUACGCCCAUAUGACCGUAUUCUACAGGUGAAUCACGCACGGACACGUGACUUUGACUGUUGUCUUGCCGUGCCGUUGAUCACAGAAGCCGGAGAGCCGCUGCAGCUUGUCAUAAGCAGAAAUCCUCUCACUCAGGCACACGUUUGGCCACCUAAAGACUGUCAGGACCCUUACAUUGCACUUCCUACACAAAACCCAAAAAGAGUUGACCUCUGAUUUUCAAUCAUGAGCACAAUUUUCAUAGUUUUUUCACAGAACAGUUCUCUCUCUCACUUUCACAGGGUCAAUCUGACACAAACAGUAGCAUUGUUUUUGUGAUUCAUGUCUAAGUUUAUUCAAUAUUAAGGGUCCAAAACCAUUUUCUUCACUACGUUGAUGAUUUCAUCUUCUGUUCGUCUUCCAAGUUUAUUUGACCACUCUGAGAUUAUUGCGCAUAUUUUGUUUUUGUUCACAAAUUGUCACGUGACUUUAUCACACAAGCAGUUCAUAUUUUAUGAAAGCCACUUUUAUAUCUGUUUUGUUUAAAUCCCACAUACAUGUUUAGAUUUUUUGUUAGUAUGAAUGCUAUGAUAAUCCAGAUCUGCAGGUUCUUUCAAAGAGAUGGGUCGCGUGUCGACUGUUAAAAAUAUGCGUAUUCUUAAGAAAUGAAAGCUUGAAAGUAUGACGGUACAAAGAGAGAAGCUACGUGAAUAUGCACUAAAAAACACACUCUUCACAUGCGAGUGUUAUUUUAAUGCAAAUAUUUCAGGUUUAUGUGAGAUGGUUUGGCGAUAGUCUGUCAUUACACAUUUGACAGUUUUAUGACUUUACAUCCUGAUAAGCACCAAGAAUAAAUUCAGAUUUUAAGUAAUCGAAUUCCUUGCAAGGAAUUGGUUUUAAGUGUAACUUUAAAAAGCAAAUAGUAACAAUCCUCUAUUCUGCCUAUGAAGCCCUUUUGUCUGUACUGUAGGUAGUGAAGGAUGUUUAUGUACAAUGUGUAUUUAUUUAUUUUGAAUUAGAAAUUAUAAUUUCCUUUUUAAAUGAAAAAUAAAGUAUAAAACAAGA
Triplophysa dalaica is the source of this 5360-nucleotide messenger RNA. RefSeq names its product glutamate receptor interacting protein 2a (gene grip2a). Gene Ontology annotation, biological process: neurotransmitter receptor transport, endosome to postsynaptic membrane. Lineage: Eukaryota; Metazoa; Chordata; Actinopteri; Cypriniformes; Nemacheilidae. The record is from RefSeq and is a predicted model, not a curated record. Gene Ontology annotation, molecular function: protein binding.